ACAGUUUGAUUUUAACUGCGUUAACGAAAAGCCCGCUAAAUGGCAGGGCCGUACUUACCCUCAUUACCAGGAGAUCUACUCACUGAGUACAUGUUCGGUAGGAGACGGCAGAGAAGGAACAGAACGACGUUUAGUCCACAACAGUUACAGGAAUUGGAAGCGCUGUUUCAGAAGACGCAUUAUCCGGAUGUGUUUUUGAGGGAAGAAGUGGCGCUGAGGAUAAGUUUGUCCGAAGCUAGAGUGCAGGUAUGGUUUCAAAAUCGAAGAGCAAAAUGGCGGAAACAAGCGCGACUGCAGCUUCUUCAAGAUGCUUGGAGAAUGCGAUGUUUAGGAAUAACCUCACCGCAACUCAUUUUAACAGGGAGACACCCACAACAACCAAUUCUUCCAGGUAGCCAUUCAGACGUUCCCGAAACUCCUUCCCACGAUUUUUCGCCUGUAAAUAAUCCAAACAUUCCAUUAUCUUGUAGCUGUUCGCCUGGAACCGAAAACAGAAGCCCGCAAAGCUUAAGAAGUUCUCCAAGCCCUUCGCAACUAUCUCCAGGUGGACCUGAUGAUCUAUCACUAGCUAAGAAAAUUUCUAAUGAAGAAAAUAUGGAAAUAAACAAGUGUUUCAAUUCCAACGGUGAACAUCGAGGGUCGGCUGCCCUUCAGUAAACGAGUAACCUAUACAAGGGGCUGGGGAAAUAUUAUUGAGUGAUAAUUAUUAUAAUAGUGAUUUAGAACUUUUUCUGACAGUGAUAUCAUUUACUUGUAUACUGGAUUCGUUUAGAAGUAGUGCAAUUAAGAAGUCAUUUCUGUGUAGCUACAUUUUACUAAUGAAUGUUAAUAAGGAUAUUUUGACAAUAUAUUCAGUUAUCGUUAGAUAAAAAAAAACAGAAUAGAAAACGGAUUCGAACAAUAAUAAAGAAAAUUACGGGGAGAACGUUAAAAUUAAAAGUUGUAUGCCACAAUUGUAAAGAGUGACUUUAUAAGCCAAUCAAAUUAGAUGUUUACCCAUUAACAAAAGUUUUUGAAAACAAAUCGUUAACUAAACUUUCGAUUAGCGCCCACAAGACUAGACAUCUGAUAUCAACGCUGAGAGCACAAUUUUUAUUUCCAUCAUUAAAUAAUUAGGAGAAACCUUUAGUGGUACAAAUGACAGAAUUUUUUGUGUCACCAAUUUUAGGUUUAAAUAUAAUAUUAACUUUUAAUACGGUGACAGUUUCAAGUACCAGAGUACGUUGAUUAGUGAUUUCCAAAGUUAUUUUAGAGUUUGCAGAAAUAAAAACAAUUGCCUUUCAGAUGACGAUUAAGUGCUAAAGGGGGAAGGUAUUUGCAACAAUUUUUCUACUUCUAAAUGAAUCAAAAUUUUCUACGACGAAUUAGGAACGUAUUUUCGUUUUGAGAAGGGAAAAAUAUUACUCUGUACAUAAGUGUAAUUUAUGUAAGUUGUACGUUUUAUAUUUAUAAUUUGUAGUAUAAAGUAUUGUUCAAAA
Diorhabda sublineata is the source of this 1478-nucleotide messenger RNA. RefSeq names its product homeobox protein aristaless-like 3. The coding region runs from base 40 to 657 and encodes 205 amino acids. Gene Ontology annotation, biological process: regulation of transcription by RNA polymerase II. Lineage: Eukaryota; Metazoa; Arthropoda; Insecta; Coleoptera; Chrysomelidae. Gene Ontology annotation, molecular function: DNA-binding transcription factor activity, RNA polymerase II-specific; RNA polymerase II transcription regulatory region sequence-specific DNA binding. The transcript is spliced from 3 exons. The record is from RefSeq and is a predicted model, not a curated record.